GGCUUUUGUUCCCGUCCUCGGCUCCGUCCCUCCGUCCCUCUGUCCGUCCGCCCCCGGCCUCGGCCUCCCCACCGCCCAGCGCCCGGACACCGAACCAAGCCCAGCCUCCCAACAUGGCUGAAAUCAGCAUCGACCAGUCCAAGCUACCUGGAGUCAAAGAAGUGUGCCGAGAUUUUGCUGUCCUAGAGGAUCAUACACUGGCCUACAGUCUACAGGAACAGGAGAUUGAGCAUCAUUUGGCAUCAAAUGUUCAGCGGAACCGCUUGGUUCAACAUGAUCUACAGGUGGCCAAGCAGCUGCAAGAAGAAGAAGACCUGAAAGCAAGAGCACAAAUCCAGAAACGCCACAAAGACAUAGAACAGCAGGAUUGUGAAAUAGCUCAGGAAAUCCAAGUGAAACUUGUGAUCGAAGCUGAGCGUCGGCGCAGACAGGAAGAGAAAGAUGAGGAUAUUGCUCGCCUACUGCAAGAGAGGGAAUUGCAGGAAGAGAAGAAAUGGAAGAAGCACUAUUCAGGACCCCCAGGGACCAGUGCUUAUGAAGAAGACUACUACCCUGAAAAUGGAGACCACCCAAGGUCAGGGAGGACCAGGGAACUUGUUUAUGAGUCCCCAAGGCCCCGCAGACCCUUGAACUACGACAGGCCUGUGAGGCGGCGAAAGGAGGAGCAAAAUACAGCACCCAGCAAUUGGGAAGAACCCAAGGAUCCUGCCUCUGAGAUUUGUCCAUCAUCGGCUGGGCGGGUCAAGUUCAGAGACGAUCAUCAGGCCAACAGGGAGCGGCGGGAGCAGAAGCAUUCUGGCCGUGAAAGGCCACAGAGACCUCCCUUGCCUAAGAUCAGCGGAGAGGUUUUUCUGAGCACUGAGUUCGACUGGGAGCCCAGUGACAGUAGGUUACGGAACUCAGAUAAGCACAGGCCACAUCACCAAGAACGUCUUUCUCCGAAGCCCUCACCAAAACCUAGGUCUCAGGAUAAGGAAGACACAUGUAAGAGGGACCAUGGGCCGGGUGAACACAGAGAUAAGAGAAAAGGACAGAGGCCUGGGACUCCUCCCUCCUCACAAAAAGAGGCCCGGGAAAGGGAUCACGAAUACCUCAGUGACCCAGGAAUAAAGCCAAAGGGGACAAAAGAAGCAAUCUCUUCCCAAUCUCGAGUGGCGCACAGGGAUCAGGAAUUAUAUGAUGCAGAAAUAGCUAGGAAACUGCAAGAGGAAGAACUUAUGGCUAAUCAGGUUGAUAAGAGAGCAGCUCAAGUAGCCCAGGAUGAGGAAAUUGCUCGGCUGCUGAUGGCUGAAGAGAAGAAAGCAUAUAAGAAGGCAAAGGAAAGGGAGAAGUCCUCAUUAGAAAGGAGAAAGCAGGACCCAGAGUGGAAGUUUACUGAACCCAUCCGCCCAAAGACAAGAGAGAGUCAUGAGCCUCAUUGGUCCAAGAAUGAUCAACCAGCACGGCCACCACCUCCUUCUAUGCCUGAUGCUGAAGAUUUGGACUAUUCCUUUUUCACACAGAACCAGCCUAGUUCUACCCGUCCAUUUCCAAAACCUGAACCCUCUCAUAAAGGUCACCGUUACAAGCAGUAAAAGCAUAGGAAUCUGCCUCAAAACUAACUGUAGCAAAUAUAUUUACUGGAGUACACAGGAUGCAUCUUCCAUUUCUUCUCCUGGAUUUCAAUUCCCUGGACUUUUUUUUUUAAUUUCUUUCUGUCCAAAUGUGACAUAUGUUUAUUUCAAGGUUCUAGUUAUUUAUGAACACUCAGAAAGUAGAAUAAAAUCUAGCUUCUUGAUAUUUGGUCAACUCCACAUUGUGUGUAUAUAUAUGUGAUUGGCAAUUUAUCAGCUGACUCCAUCGAAGAAGUUCCAUUCUGUUUAGGUAUAGAGCCCGAGUAACUGGGAGUUAGAUUUUAUGUAGCAAUUUUUAUGGUAAGAAAUAGCUGAAGCAAGACAUGAUAUUUGGUUGUGACAAUGCAAAAUAAAUUGCUGAAAGAAA
This is a messenger RNA of Tachyglossus aculeatus (Australian echidna), 1980 nucleotides long. It is a transcript of the gene CCDC50, whose product is annotated as coiled-coil domain containing 50. The record is from RefSeq and is a predicted model, not a curated record. Bases 114 to 1574 code for a protein of 486 amino acids. Lineage: Eukaryota; Metazoa; Chordata; Mammalia; Monotremata; Tachyglossidae. Gene Ontology annotation, molecular function: ubiquitin protein ligase binding. Gene Ontology annotation, cellular component: cytoplasm. The transcript has 12 exons.